CGCGGCUGCUCUCGGUGGACGCUCGCAUCCGGCGCUCCGGAGAAACACCAGUGCCCGCAGCAAUGGCGGUGGCGCCUUGAGCCCCGUGUGUUGUUCAUCCGCUGCCGUGCGCGCGUGUGUGUGUGUGCGUGCGGCGCUCCGCGCCGAAACCUGGUUCAUCGCUGUGUCGUCGGUGGUGCGUCCUACUUCCACGUUCAAGUGCCGGCCCAUGCGUCCUCUGCCGGCAUCAUGCCUUCCCGCGAGCUGUCGACGAGCGUGAUGAGCGGCUCGUGCCCGACCGUGGGGCCCGACUGGGUCGCGGCGAGGGUUCGCGAGUCGUCGGCGCCCGAGCUGCUCCUGCUCGACUGCCGGCCGCCCGAGCAGUUCGCGCGGUGCCGGUUGCGCGGCGCACUGGGCGUCAGCCUUCCCGCGUCGCUGCUCGUGCUGCGGCGACUGUCCAACGGCAAGUUGUGCGUCUCCAGCGUGCUCAGGGACGCCCGGCAGCGCGACGCCUUCGAGGCGUGCUACCGCCAACUGCCCAUCGUGCUGUACGACGGCGACGGCUGCUACGCCGACGCGCAGGUCACCGGAGUGCUGGUGCAGCGGCUCCGCCAAGAUGGCUGUCAGGUGUCCUGCCUGCAAGGCGGCUUCUCGGAGUUCCACUCUCGCUACCCCGAGUGGUGCGACAGCGGGGAGCCGCAGGAGCCCGGGGGACCGGCGGUCUCCUCUGCUCCUCCGGGCACCACCACCACCACCACUCCGGGCGGCCCGGUGUCGGUGACCACGACUCGGGCCCUCCUAGGUCUGGAGACGCUGCGCAUCUCCACCGAGUGCGGCUCUCCCAAGGACCCACGCGACGACCCGGACCGCUGCGACAGCGGGCUCGCCCGAGACGACAGCCCCGGGGGCGCGGACCCACCGUUUCCCGUGCAGAUUGUGCCCUUCCUGUAUCUAGGCAACGAGGAGAACUCUCUGGACUUGGACUCCCUGGAGCGGCACAACAUCCGCUACGUGCUCAACGUGACGCACAACCUUGCGAACGCGUUCGAGGGACGAGGCCUGAAGUACAUGAAGAUCCCCAUCGAGGACCACUGGUCGCAGAACCUGGCCUCCUUCUUCCCGCAGGCCAUCGCCUUCAUCGACGAGGCGCGGCAGAAGCGCGUCGGUGUGCUGGUGCACUGCCUGGCCGGGGUGUCGCGCUCGGUGACGGUGACGCUUGCCUACCUGAUGCAGAAGCACAAGCUGCCGCUCAACGAGGCGUACGACCUGGUCAAGAAGCGCAAGGCCAACAUCGCGCCGAACUUCAACUUCCUCGGCCAGCUGCUCGACUUCGAGCAGCUGCUGGACCUGCGGCCGCAACGGUGCGGCUGCUGCCACACGCCGUGCCGCUGCCGCCGCGCGCUCCACUUCACGUCGCCCACCCGCACCACGCCGGACUCGGGCAUUGAUCUGGACCGGUGGACGUAGCGUGAGGCCCGCGGGGGCAGCCGCUUCCAGUUUGCCCCCGCGGUCACGCCCGACGAGCUCGAGCCCGUGCUCGAGCCUGCGUCGGAAGAGGACGAAGAGCUCGGCGCGUCGGCGGCGCCUGCCGGCAGCCACCGUCAGCAGCCGCAGGACGGCUGCGACGCCGUCUGAGCGACACGGCCUUCGCCCACUCACCACGAAGAUCCCUCGCGUGCCUCCCUUCAAGCCCUGGUUGCAGGGAAGAGAACAAACGGAAACAUGUGCUCUAGGCUCGGGAAGGACACCCUCUCCAGUAGAUUUUCAUCUACUAGUCCAGUGCAAGAACUUGGUGCUGCGUCACCUCGGCCAGUUGUCCCAAAUGAGUGGACGACAGGCCUCCGUUGGCUUGGGCAACUGCCUGUGAGAAUUCAGUAGUUGCAGGACACUGCUGGAAUAACGUCUGCUUUCCGAGUCUGUGCCAAGGAGCCACCUGCACACAACCAGUGGUGAACAGAUGCUGCAGCAGCAUCUGCCAACUGUGCUGAAGGAACCUUGAGGUUUAGAGAUUUGUAACAAUGGGAAGGUGGUGACAAACAAACCUCGUACAAGUUCAGUGCCAUGUAAGCACCACUUGCUUCAGUCAGGCGAAACUUGAUUGUGUUAGGCUCCAGUUAGUGCCAAGUAUGAACUCGACAUUGGCAGUGACCCAGAAGUCCCUCCUUGUUUAUGGAACAGUAGAUAACCGAAUUUCCGUUUCGUCGCUCGCAGCCUUCAUCAUGCUCAAACCAAGGCUUUACAAUUCAAAUAUGGAACACGGUAAUCAUACAAUGCAACUUUAUGAUUAAAAUUUAAUAUUAUUUUUAUUAUGACAUGUCAGUCCUUUCAUCAAACAUAUUUUCCAUUCAUUGACAUUUUACAUGAAUAUUGCUCACACUGUACUGGUAAACCUUUGCUUCACAAGUCUUGUGGGCAUUUCUAAUACUAUCCUAACACUAUUGUUCAUUGCCAUAUGCAAUUACUAAUUGGCGAGCCGUUACAAAAGGGAAAUAGUCUUUGAGCAGUGGGUGUGCUUAGUAAGGAAUACUGGGAGAAGCAAUAAGCAUUUGAAGGUUUCCGAUUAUUGGAAUCACAUUGGGAACUCCUGGGAACCUGCCAUGUUCGUAGCAAGUACAAAGCAACUGCUCAGCUAGACCACUGUGCCAGCUGGUUUUGAAAGCGUGGACCAUAAAAAAUGCCUUUGAGAGCAACCUUCAUGGCCUCCCUGGGCAUUCAAGGGAAGCAGUUCUUGGCAGAUAAUGGUUGCUUGUAGCAGCCUCACUCAGCCAGGUGCUGUUAGGCCACCAGCUGCAAAGUGAAAUGGUCAGCUGUGUUGACGUGAUGUUUUCAAACAACAAGUGCAUAAAGCUGCUCAAUGCCUGGCCUUUCUAAGUGCGGAACUCUGGGGACUGUAAGGGACUCGUAUAUGAUAUCCAAGCUCUGGAAAAGGUAGUGCCCCUGUUCCUAAGCUUUUGGCCUGUUCAUUGUUCAUGUGCUAGGGACUCAUGAAAUGCAAGUUUGAUACCACUGGAAUUGUAGUCUGGUAUAGCUAUGAACUGGCACAUGUUGAAAGUUGAAGUGACAGUGAGUGCAUGUUAGCAUGUGUUGUUCUUCAAUGCAAAAUGAAGUAGUGAACCUGGUUUUUCAUUGACAGUGGCUGAAUGGUUUGAAAGAGGCAGUGCUGAAGGAUUGUGCUUUCGCCAAGGACUUCUCAUUGGGAAAUAACUGUUUUAUUGGACUGGUAGAUUUCCUUUAUAAAAUCCUCAGUUACAGCCCAAACCUUUUGCAGGCUGCUGAGAAAACAUCUGCAUGUUCCUUUGAUCUUGGCAGUGCAAUCUUUCUUGUGGGCUGGGUUUGUGUGAUGUACUUCCUAUGUUGCCACUUUAGCGAAACAAAGCAAACUAGUGUACUAACCAAUUUGUAUGUUUCUAUCACGUUACAGGUGACAGUGAGAUUCAUAGUUUUGCCUGGAAGGCUUAUUUUAAGCGAUGUGCAAAUUUUACAGGCUGCUUACACAUUGGUUCAUUGUAUUCAAGAGUCUUCCUGUUUCUACCGUCAAAGCCGAACAGUAGGUUCUGUGAUGACAGUGACAAUAAUUUCUAGCAUUUACUGCAAGCCAAGUUCUGCCAUAGUGGCACUUCAUGUGAAGGUGGCUAGAAAGCCUUCCGUUUGCGAGAAGAAGCAAUACACGCAUAAACAUUUUUGUCUGGUGCAAACCAGUCCUGGUGCCAGGUAUAUUAUAUUCAGCCAUAUCCUUGCACUCAUACUGAUACAUUAAGAGCACUUCAUACUCUAAACUUGACCUGCAGGAACCUCAUUCCUCAGUUGUCUUCCUUCACUGUGCCAAACACUGGCAAUCAGCACUGUUUUUAUAUGAGAAUCGGCCUUCUCAUGGCCUACAGCUGCAUCCACUCUUUAUGUAAGAACACCAGGCAUGGUACUGACCUAGCUCGCUGAAACACCUUAUCAGUGCAAUAACUUUUACCAUCUUUACCACCGAAGCACAAGACACAGUCAUCAUUGUAUGUGUGUAAUUCCUGAAAUCAAUUUUACCUUGCCACCUGCUGUGUCAGGAUCUAGAACGAAACUUUAAAGAUCCACUGGUGGAAGAAGGCCUGUAGCAAGAACUGCCUUUGUGAUGGAAUCAAUGUUACUGUUAACCAGCUUCGACUUCCACCAAGUGUGUGUGUGUGCGCCUGUGCUUCAGGGAAAAAGGUGUACCUUAACUUGCUGCUUUGAAAUGGCAACAUAUGAAGUUUUACCUCACUUUUGCCCAGCCCACCCAUCAUUGUUUUUAUCCUGUAAAUAGCAUCACUCAUUAUGUUACACGUGUAUAUAAUGUAAAUAAGUGAAUGGCACAAUGUUAUAUAUGUUUUUCAUUCGUUUUCUUUCGAAGCACGCUGCCACAUCCCUGCAGUCCUUGCAGGGAAGUUGGUCGCAUGUUUAGUGCAUACCGUUGACUGUAGAAACAUUUCCUUCUAAACCUGAUUGUUUGUUGCUUUGUUGUUGAUGCACACAUUACUGUUGGUUCACUUGGUGCAACCAUGUUCAAGCAUGAUAAACAGUGUGAGAAGCCUGUCACUCGUCGCAGUGACUGAGGUUGUUUAAUGAACUUGGGGGCACUUGAUCAUACGUGGUGCAGGAUCAUAUGUGGUGAAAAGAGUGACUGUAGCGAAAAUUGUUAAAGUUGCAUUGCAUAAUGUUCAGUUUGGAGCUUCUGGUGUAGUGGCUAUGUGGAGCUGCCAUCGAAAUUUAUUUGAGCCUGGCCCACGCAUGAAGUGGAUUUGUGCAAUAGGUCUUGUCAGACUGCUGCCAAUGUGUGGUGUUCAGUCACUCGUCAUGUUUUGCACGGUGCAGUCUCUCGCCGUGUCUGCCAUUUUGGACGUCGUCUUUGCAACACCCAAUUGGUCAUUUUGUUACCAAAUUUUGCGAAUGAAGUGAAUUCAAAAUGUCCUCCUUGUCCUGCACGUGAACACCUACACCACCUAUGAGAAAGCUAACAUCUCGUGCAAUUUUCCAGACUGGUCUGCCAUGAGUAGCCUGCCAAACGCUCUAGCCCAAACACUGAUAUCCUUUAGCUGGUAGCGCGGCUGCAAAGCAAAAAAAAAAAAACAAAUAACUGUUACGGGAGGAACGUGGUCGCCUGUUGUAGAGUAGAGGGAUGCACAUUAUUCUUCGUCUCUCUCACUCUUUCUCCCUUUUCGCCGACACAAAAGUAAAGCAAGAUAGCUUUGUACCGUGACUAAUAGAGGCCUCGUAUUGAUGUUGUAGCUUGCACUGCUGAAGCCAGUUACAACUCGUAGUGUCCAUAACACGAAGGAGUAGCGCGCAUUUCGAGAUACAGCCCUUUUGUAGACCUUUCACGCGUCUAGUUGUUCGCGACAGGAAAGGGCACGUAUGUUGUUCUUCCUCGAUUUAUGCGCUGUGUUACGUGUUAUCAGCCUCUCGUAAAGUACAAACCUUUCUCCUAUUGAUUUACUGCUCUUUCGCUGUCUGAGAAUUUAAGCAGACCUCAAGGUUGACGCAGUGGUCCUCUGUGGCGCCUGGAGUGUUUGGCUAAGGAAAACGAGCUCUGCUGAUGCACAGCCUGAGGGACGGUCGCACGUGAGACAUAUUGAGAAGCUUUGUCACGGCACUGUCUCUCAUCGACAUUAGCAGGCAGUGAACGAAAAUUGUGGCCGACUUGUCCGGCACUGAGUUGACACAAUCCCGUGGGCUUAAGAAAAGUGCGACGUGUAGGAGUUACACGCAAUUCUUUCCGAAGCAAACUGAAGCUCUCUUAAGAAACCUGCGCCGUCCCUCGGACUAUUGUUCACACUGUUAAGUAGGAUGACUGAAGGCGAUGGUGUCCCCUUCCUUUUGUGAAUGUUGCGGCACUUCCCUACCUUGCUCAUUCAUACAGCGCAGAGACCUCUAGCCAGCACAGUUGCGAAGCUUCGGUUAAUGACUUGCGUUCCCGGUUCCGUCACCAAAAGCGGUAGUCAUUGGAUGCUUAGUCUACGUCGUCCAUCAAGCUUGCAGUGCAGGCACCUCUAGCUAAGCUGUUGCCCGAUGGAAUGUCCAAGCGCAAAGAUUUCUCGCAGAGCUCUUUCUCACCAGCGAGGAGCCGAACUUUCUUAUUAAACCUGUUUAUGAACAUCGCAACUAUGUGCUCGCUGGCGCGAUCUCUGUGCAUUGGUUAGCAUUGAACCAAGAUAUGCAUGUCGUUUGCCGGAUAAAAAAAGGUUUGUCAGUUGUUACUUCCCCUAUUCUGUCAUAAAUACACGGCAGCCUCGCUUUUGAUAUUGCCUCAGUGUGACGGCUAAUGAAGCUGCGCGCGGUGGCAUAUGGUAGGAGAACCCAGUCUUGUGUGGGGGCCAAUUGUUGUUGAACACGUGUUGCAAGCGCCACCUGCACGCGCCGUGUUUGUGAGAGUGUUUUGGGCUGAAGAAGUGUUGGCAGUUAUUAUUUGUUAAAGACACUCAAAAGUGCGAAACCCAUUUCGUUCCAUGUUAUGAAACACGACGAGCCGAGCUGUUUGGUUGCUAAGGCGCCACGGCGUGCAGACUAGCGUCGGAAGCAAUUCUACUUGUGAGGCGACCGAGGGCAUGGAACGUCAUUUGUGACGUACGUUCGGCGUCCCAGCAUUCAUUUCACGCCUCACGACACCAACGGUGACCAGAAUACUUAACCCUAAAAUCCGUAACCUUGAGGCUUAACCUGGAAAUUCGUAAAACAUGUAUGGGCCAAGAACACAGCUCAGUCAACGCAUUAAGCGCGAGACAACGCAUCGCGCGAGACCAUGCGAUGCGACGGCCGACACGGCGGUGGGGGAAAGGGAAUGGUGGCUGUUUUCCCCACCGCCGUCCGACACGGCGGUUUUCCCCACCGCCGUGUCGGAGGGCGCAUCACAUGGAAAAUCGCACCGUCUGUCUCGCCCUUUAUGCGGAAUGUAGGCGCGCCGACGCGACGCCAGAUCUACGCCCCAAAUGCGUUCCAUAUAGUUUGUACAAAAUCCUUAGUUCUCUCGCUACGCAUAGAGCGGGGUGACACGGGCGUGCCAUGUGCAAACGCUAGGCCCGUUGGUGCAUGCAUGCGAUGCGACGCCGUCUUGUCAGAACUCGUGCCAAAACCGCGUGUAUGUAAAAUAAAAGAGCGUAUAGCGUUGUCUCCGUAUGUGUAGCUUUAAUGCUGAGCCUGUGUCGUCUGUAGCAGGACAUUACACGACAAGAAUGGUGCUUUUGCCCAGCCCUUUCAUUUCCUUUUUUCGCUUAUUGGACUAGACGUUUUCAUUAAACCGGGAGAACAAGGAAAAGCACAGACCACGCUCGCUGACCGUACUGUUUAAAAACUUUACCCGUGAUUCUUAGCUUAAGUCGCGUGGAAUGGAAUUCUUAGAAAGAGGAACUGUCACACUAUGUCGCGACAGAUGUUUGACGCUAGCAAAAACGUGUGGGACCAAACGUGGUAGAAUCGAUAUAUAGAUAUAGCUUCGGAAUGCGUUUACAUUUUUUUAACGCCUCUACGGUAGUUCCAUUAAUGUGGUCGCGUGUAUCUUAGUAUUAAAUUCACAAAGCUGUCGUGAUACCCUUUCUUGCUAAAGAAGCGUGCUUUGCGUAAUUAGCGUUCAGAGAGUGAGAGAGCGCUGCCUCGGUCGCCUCAACGGGUAGGUGCUUCAGGAGAGCGUAGGACGUAGCAACGCCUCCUCCCCAAUAAAGGAAAGACCUCCUUUGCCGAUCCCCACAUUGUUCCUGUGCUUUCGAGGCAACUGCAGACUUUGUCAUUGGAUUGUCACUUCGCUCUCUGACUGCCAAAACAACGCCGGAGUUGUUCAUCCCUCAACGGCGCUCCUUGCUCCCUCGUUUUCGUUCAUCUUAUCAAAAUGUGAUAACAAAUCAUCACCGUGCUAUGUGUGUAUGUUCUGUACAUUAUCAACCUUGUUCCACGCUCCUUUUCCCGCUGUUACGAAGAAAAAAAAAAGAGAAAGCAUGUGCCUGUUGUGCAAAAAUGCGCGGACUCGCGAAAACAACAACAAAGGUGUGUGUCGUUGGUGUUUGUUUUGGACUGAGGCGAGUGUUUUCUGGAUCCCCGCACUCGUGUGUUGGUUGAGUGCUGCGCGGAAACGGAGACUGUUAUAAUCUCGGAGUUAUUUCCAUAUACAUCUGGAAAGCCAAUAAAAUGUGCAUAUUUUUCAUGAA
Messenger RNA from Rhipicephalus sanguineus (brown dog tick), 8135 nucleotides. RefSeq names its product dual specificity protein phosphatase 7-like (gene Mkp3). The record is from RefSeq and is a predicted model, not a curated record. Gene Ontology annotation, cellular component: cytoplasm; cytosol. Gene Ontology annotation, molecular function: MAP kinase tyrosine/serine/threonine phosphatase activity; protein tyrosine/threonine phosphatase activity. NCBI's taxonomy places the organism in Eukaryota, Metazoa, Arthropoda, Arachnida, Ixodida, Ixodidae. Gene Ontology annotation, biological process: negative regulation of MAPK cascade; protein dephosphorylation. Bases 229 to 1446 code for a protein of 405 amino acids. The transcript is spliced from 4 exons.